AUGGAUGACAGCAUAAUGCCAUGCUCAGAUUUCUACGAAUACGCCUGUGGCAAGUGGCCCGAACUGAAUGAAGCACAUAAAGAUGACUACACAACAGCCGAAGAGAAAGCCAACCAUGAGGUUAAUAUGGAGUUAACUCAGUACAUGGACAAUAUUCCAAUGUCCGACCAGCCGGAAUUUGUACAAAAGGCCUAUUCCUUGUAUACCUCCUGUACGGACAAUGAGCAGUUUAAUGGUCUUAACUAUUUGUGGUGGUUUAAGUCGCACAAAAAUUUGGAAUGGGCUCUAUGGCCUUCAGACGAAGGGGUCAGUGAUGGUCACUUGAAUUGGGCCAAGACCUUAGGAACAUUCCGCAGAUUUGGCAUGCUUAACAUUUUUGUAGACCUGCGAAUGUUUGUCGAUAAAGAGGAUCCAUCGAAAAAUGUUCUUCGCCUAACCAAGCCGGAGUCAUUUGCUCCGCUAACACAUGAGGACAUUGAACAUUUGAACAAAGCCCUGGAUAUAAAAACUACAUUUGAGGAGAAAUGGAAUGAUUUGAGCGAAUUUGAGAAGCUUUUGCAAAAGCUUAACGACGAAAAAGAAGACGAUGACAACGAAAUCGAGCUUUUGAACUCCAUUAAAGAUCAGCCUGUUGUGGAUGUCCUCCAACGAUACGUCGCUGCAAGCUUAGAUCUUCCAGCCUUACCAGAUUCCAUGGAAAUCUCUGUCGAAAAUUACCAUUACAUGGAAUCCUUAGAUGCCUUGCUCAGAGCCUAUGAUGAUGAGUUCUUGUGCGGCUAUCUGGAAGUGCGCUUUUUGUGGUACCUAUAUGAAAAUCUCAAAUAUUUCUCCGACGAGUAUUGCAUGGCCACCACCAGAGCCCGCAUGCCCAUGGCCACGCAUUGGAUUUAUGGACAAUUGCAUCCAGAGCUGGAAGCACAAAUUCCAGCAAUCAACGAAAUGUUCAUCAACCUUAUUGGACACAUGAAAAAGAGUUUGAGCUCCGAUAAGAAGGCUAUAGUCCCAAAAAGCUUUCUGGACAAAUUGGACACAAUUCAGUUAAAAGUAGGUAAUUACCCACGUUUUGAUACCAUCGAAGUCUUGGAAUCUUUUUAUGCAAAUGUUACUUUGAACUCCUCCGAUUUUUAUGGCAAUUGUUUGCAACUUUUGGAAUUUCAUGCAAAUAUUGAGCUCUCAAACACCAACAAUGAGCUUAAGAUAGAUGUGAAUACCUACUUUGACAAAGCCGAUGCAAUGGGCUCAAGCAUCUAUCCCUAUUACCGAGAGGCAGAUAACAUUGUGGUCGUCCCUCUGGCCUUGUUGAGACCGCCGCUCUAUCAUUGGGGUUGGAUGGAUAUUUACAAAUACAGCUCGCUAGGCUACAAUUUGCUCCACGCUCUACACAUGAGUCUUGCCUACCAGAACGGUUUUGGGUAUGCGGAUAGUUUGAGGAUUGCUGACAUUGGAAGCCUCAAUUCCGCCUACCAUGCCCACUUCCAUGAUCAAAAUGUCAGUGCCAGCGAAAUUACCCAAUUUGGAUAUAUGCAAAUGGACUGGAAGCAGUUAUUUUUUCUCAAUUUUGCCCAUACCCACUGUCAAAAUGACAUCUCAUCUCAAGACUACAACGCUGUGAAUUUUAUUUCCACUCAAAUGCCAGAAUUUGUGAAGGUAUUUGAUUGCAAAUUGAAUUCAUUCCUCGAAUUGUUUACUCACAUAUAA
This is a messenger RNA of Stomoxys calcitrans (stable fly), 1698 nucleotides long. RefSeq names its product neprilysin-11. Gene Ontology annotation, molecular function: metalloendopeptidase activity. The transcript has a single exon. Gene Ontology annotation, cellular component: plasma membrane. The record is from RefSeq and is a predicted model, not a curated record. The coding region runs from base 1 to 1698 and encodes 565 amino acids. Lineage: Eukaryota; Metazoa; Arthropoda; Insecta; Diptera; Muscidae. Gene Ontology annotation, biological process: protein processing.